Penicillium angulare is the source of this 1050-nucleotide messenger RNA. RefSeq names its product TFIIH/NER complex subunit TFB3. The record is from RefSeq and is a predicted model, not a curated record. The transcript has 3 exons. NCBI's taxonomy places the organism in Eukaryota, Fungi, Ascomycota, Eurotiomycetes, Eurotiales, Aspergillaceae. Gene Ontology annotation, molecular function: cyclin-dependent protein serine/threonine kinase activator activity. The coding region runs from base 1 to 1050 and encodes 349 amino acids. Gene Ontology annotation, biological process: positive regulation of cyclin-dependent protein serine/threonine kinase activity; nucleotide-excision repair; regulation of transcription by RNA polymerase II. Gene Ontology annotation, cellular component: transcription factor TFIIH holo complex.
AUGGCCUCCAAGAAUGGGAUCAGCCGUAGGGAUGAAGACGAGGUCUGCCCCGUCUGCAAAUCCUCCCGAUACCUCAAUCCGAACAUGCGGUUCCUCAUCAACCCAGAAUGCUACCACAAGAUGUGCGAAUCUUGUGUCGACCGAAUCUUCUCAUCCGGCCCUUCAAGCUGCCCUGUAGCAGGCUGCCGAAAAACGCUGCGCAAGAACCGAUUCCGAGCACAGACUUUCGAGGACAUCGGAGUAGAGAGGGAGGUCGAUAUUCGGCGGCGAGUGAUGCACAUCCUAAACCGCCGUGAGGAAGAAUUUGACUCCAAGCGCGCAUACGAUGACUUCCUCGAACAACGUGAAGAAAUAAUCGCCAACCUAGUUUCCCGCAUCGACGUAGCCAAGACCGAGGCCCAGCUCCAGAGAUACGCCACCGAAAACAUGCAGUCCAUCCGCACAAAUCAAGCCAUCGAGGAAGAAGAAGCAUCUUCCUUCCAAGCUCGCAUGACUCUGGAACAAGAAGAAGCUCGCCUGCGACGUCAGCUCGCCCGCGAACAGAUUGAGAACGAACGUCGCGAGAUACAAGCCGGUCGCGAAGAUAUGCUUUCACGACUUGCAUCUGGAUCCAGCGCUGAUGCAGCGGCUAUUGCUCGUGAGGGUCACAAGGUUUUGUUGAAGAAGUCGUCCGCGAGACGGAGUGAGGAAGACCGUAUUCGGCAGAAGCAGGCUGCGCUGCGUGGAAGUGAGCUGAAGCGGGGCGGUGCAUUUGGUUCGGCGAGUGAUAUGGCGUCUAGCUCUGGACUUAUCAAAGGCCUGCGGAAGAUCAAGACGCCAGAACCGGAGAAACCUUACGAUCCGUUCAUGGGUUAUGUCCCCGAAAAGAGGGAUUACUAUACCUUGCAGCAAAAUUAUCCAUCUAUGUACUUGGAUCGUGUCAAGAAUGACACAAGAGUUGCAGCUGGUGGAUAUGACUUACGAGAGUACUACGCGCGAACGAUGGUGGAGGCGUUUGCGGGACUAGGGUGUUUUGUUGAAGAUGAGGUUGCGCAACGAAGUGUUGCUUGA